AUGUCACCCGCCACACCCUCCGGUGCCCUCGAAAUGGAAUCCGACCCCAGUGUCAUCCCGCCACAAUUAGCACAGGGCAUCCCUAUGCUCAAGAUCUCUUCGCGAAAGAUCAAACAAGUAAUCUUUAAGAUCAGAAAUGGAUGUAUACUGUGGUCUUCCAAGAAAGACAGUCGUGUCCCUAUCAACGACAUUCGUGAUCUUCGCCUCGGCCAGCCCCCGACUGAUACGUACAACAGCACUCGCUGGAUUACUGUCGUAUACGUCCGCGAGCAGCAGUGGAAGGUCCUCCACAUGAUUGCCCUCACGGAUGAGACUUACAGCAUGUGGGUCAAGGCUCUCAAAGAGCUUGUAUCCAUAACGCUAGACCGUCAAGUGUCAGACGUGACCCCGACAGACCCGGACAUGAUCUGGAUUAGGCAGCUAUGGCCGUUGGGUACGAGGGCGAUCAACAAGGCCAAGGCCGAAGCACUCUGUGCGCAGAUCGGACUGCAUAUCAAUCAGAAACUUGGAGAAUCGAGCGAAGUAUGUUCGCUGGCAUUGAUCACUCGUAUCUUGCUGAUGAUUCCACAGGAGACGUUUGAUAUGGCCGCCUUCCACCAGCUUAUCAAAGCCAGUCAAACCCGUCCUGACAUCCAGCGACUCUUCACCUCGCUUUCAUCGGAAGGCCCUCUCGAUCUCGAUCGCGUUCAGACCUUUCUCCGUGACGUACAACGCCUCCCCGUCGAUACCAUCCCCGCAAUAUUUGAAAAGUACAAGACAGAUGAGGGUGUUUGGAAUCUCGAGGCCUUGACGUCGUUCUUGUCAUCGGCGGAUAACACCCCGAACAUACCUCAGGAUAUGACGCACCCGCUGCAGCAUUACUUCAUCUCGAGCUCGCAUAACACGUACCUCGUGGGGGACCAGUGGAAGGGAGAAAGCACCGUGGAGGGGUAUAUAAGAGUGCUGCUAGCUGGAUGUCGAUGUGUAGAGAUGGAUGUUCAGACGGGAGACUUUGAGCCGGUCGUCUACCACCGCAAGACUCUCACUUCCAGCGUCUCCGUUCGCGACAUCUGCCGUGCUAUCAUGGCGUACGGCUUCGUUGCCUCUCCUUACCCGGUCAUCAUCUCCGCCGAAAUUCACUGCACGUCUGAACAGCAGACAAGGCUGGCUCAGAUUCUGAAAGAGGUAUUCGGGGAAAGGCUGGUCACUACACCGUUGGCCCAGGGGUUCACAGAGCUGCCGAGUCCGGAGCAGCUGAAGGGGAGAAUUUUGUUCAAGGCUAAGCCGCCUAAAGAACUCAAGUCCCCGCGGAUCGAGACCUUCCAACUCGCGGCUCCCCCGGCCGAAUCUCCUUCCUCGACCGAUUCAGAUUCUGGCUUCGUUCGCCUCGCCCGUCGUCUCUCCAUUCAAGGCAAGGCCGAGCGCCCCAACGCCUUCUCCCCUCAGCUCGCCGAUCUCCUCGUGUACACCCAGGGCGUCAAGUACCAAGGCUUCUCCAAGCUCAACGAGUACCUCCCUUCUCACCAAUUCUCUGUCUCGGAGAAGACGGCGGCCAAGAUCAUCAAGGAGGACAAGGGGACUUGGGUGAAGCAUAAUAUGCGGCAUAUCUCAAGGGUCUACCCAAAGGCGACAAGGCUAGGCUCGGGGAACUAUGAUCCGGUGGACGCUUGGUCGGCGGGGUGUCAGCUUGUGGCUUUGAACUGGCAAACGCUGGACGAGUCUACCUUGCUCAACCACGCCAUGUUUCACGGAAGCAAUGGUUACAUCCUCAAGCCCCUUGCUCUCCGUGAAAAGAUCGACGAGCAACCGGAAAGAUACCAUUUGACCAUCGAGGUCAUCUCGGGUCAGCGGAUACCUUUGGCGCCCGAUCUAUACGUCGAGGCGACGCUCAAUGGCACCGUGGCUAGGCGCACCAAGUCUCUCUCCAGCGUCACGCUCAAUCCCACCUGGGACGAUACGCUUCGUUUCGAGUUGACCACCAAGCCCUCCCUCCUCAUGCUGAACUUUCUGCAUCUCGAGGUCAAAAACAAGUCGCUUCAGGCGCAGUGGAUCAGGCCAGUUGGCCUGGCGCCGAGGGGGUACCAUCAUCUACCGUUGUAUGAUAGUCUGUUGUCGAGGUUUGUGUUUGCAAACCUGUUUGUCAAUAUUAGAGUGGAGAAGGUGCAGAGGGUGGAGAGCCUAGUACAGGUGUAG
Cryptococcus wingfieldii CBS 7118 is the source of this 2172-nucleotide messenger RNA. Its product is annotated as phosphatidylinositol phospholipase C, delta. Gene Ontology annotation, biological process: lipid metabolic process; phosphatidylinositol-mediated signaling. Bases 1 to 2172 code for a protein of 723 amino acids. Gene Ontology annotation, molecular function: phosphatidylinositol-4,5-bisphosphate phospholipase C activity. NCBI's taxonomy places the organism in Eukaryota, Fungi, Basidiomycota, Tremellomycetes, Tremellales, Cryptococcaceae. The record is from RefSeq and is a predicted model, not a curated record. The transcript is spliced from 4 exons.